Messenger RNA from Ctenocephalides felis (cat flea), 2275 nucleotides. Its product is annotated as ATP-binding cassette sub-family G member 4-like. The transcript has 6 exons. Gene Ontology annotation, molecular function: ATP binding; ATP hydrolysis activity; ABC-type transporter activity. Gene Ontology annotation, cellular component: plasma membrane. The record is from RefSeq and is a predicted model, not a curated record. The coding region runs from base 86 to 2275 and encodes 729 amino acids. NCBI's taxonomy places the organism in Eukaryota, Metazoa, Arthropoda, Insecta, Siphonaptera, Pulicidae.
UGAAUUUUCUUUUAAAAAAAGUUUAAUGUAAUCUUUUAAUGCCAUUCGCGUAAUAAAUUAUAAUAGUUGUUUAUAAUAAAUCAAAAUGUCGGAUCCAAAAUGCGUGGAAGUCCUAUUACCAGCUUCAGUGAAAUGUGAAGAAGUUGGCGCAGGCUGCGCCGUCAUUUAUCAAACUGAAAACAACUCGAGGCCUCCUACGGUGCCGCUACUGGAAUCACUCAAUAAUGGACAAGUUUUGGGUGGAUCACAAAACAAUCUCUGCAAUGGAAGUAUCGCCGCAGCCCAUCAAUUGGUCCGGAAAAUUCCAAAUAACACUAGUCCGAACGGUUGUCGAAAACCCAUGGUGACAUUAUCCCAUUUACCCAGGAGGCCACCGGUUGAUGUCCAAUUUUUAGACACUUCCUAUUCAGUAUCUGAAGGUAGACAACGUGGAUACAAGACGAUCUUGAAAGGAAUCAAUGGAAAAUUUCGGUCGGGAGAAUUGACUGCUAUUAUGGGCCCAUCAGGGGCGGGAAAGAGUACUCUUAUGAAUAUUUUAGCUGGUUAUAAAACAUCUCAUCUUAGUGGAUCAGUUCUAAUUAACGGCAAAGAACGUAAUCUACGCCGUUUCCGAAAACUCUCAUGUUACAUUAUGCAAGAUGAUCGCCUUCUUCCCUACAUCACAGUGCGCGAAGCCAUGAUGGUGUCUGCCAAUUUAAAAUUAGGGAAAGACACACCGCACAAUGCAAAAAGAAUUGUAGUCGAUGAAAUUAUUGAAACAUUGGGCUUAGUAGAAUGUAGCAAUACUAAAACAUUACAUCUAUCAGGCGGACAACGAAAAAGAUUGUCCAUAGCUCUGGAAUUAGUUAAUAAUCCACCUGUUAUGUUUUUUGAUGAACCUACAUCAGGAUUAGAUUCUUCUACUUGUUUUCAAUUAAUCUGCUUGCUUAAGUCUUUAGCAAGAGGUGGUAGAACAAUAGUAUGUACAAUACAUCAGCCUUCUGCAAGACUUUUUGAGAUGUUCGAUCAUCUCUAUAUGCUGGCGGAAGGGCAGUGUAUAUACCAAGGCAGAGUUAAUGGUUUGGUUCCAUUUUUGGCUUCUUUGGGAUAUGAAUGUCCGAGUUAUCACAAUCCAGCGGAUUAUGUUAUGGAAGUUGCAUGUGGCGAGCAUGGAGAAUGUGUUCACAAGCUCGUGAUGGCGGUCAACCACGGCAAAUGUAAUGUUUGGAACCGCGAAACAGCGCGACCGCCUCCAAUAACAAACGACAUUAUGAAGAAAGAAUUACCGCCAAUCCCGAAAUCCAACGAAAAAACCUCCAACAAAGAUAAUACUAUUGUAAAUAUACCAAUGAAUGGCGAUACUACAAAUCCCAAACAACUGAACGCUGCCAACUGCACUACUUCAUUAUUAGAUUCUAAUGAAAGCGUAACGACGAUGCCAACCAGAACUGGAUUUCCGACAUCUGGAUGGCAGCAGUUUUGGAUUUUGUUGAAACGAACAUUCUUGACGAUAUUUAGAGAUCAAACCUUGACGCAAAUGCGACUGGUAUCGCAUGUAGUAGUUGGAAUUCUAAUAGGAUUGAUUUAUUAUGACAUCGGGGACGAAGCUUCCAAAGUGAUGAGCAAUGCUGGAUGUGUAUUUUUCACAACUAUGUUCACCAUGUUCACCGCUAUGAUGCCAACAAUUUUAACUUUUCCAACAGAAAUGGCGGUAUUUAUAAGGGAACAUUUGAAUUAUUGGUACUCCUUAAAGUCAUUUUAUUUGGCCAAAACGAUUGCAGAUCUACCAUUCCAAGUUGUGUUCACAAGCGGUUAUGUCUUAGUAGUCUAUUACAUGACAUCACAGCCUCUAGAACCACAAAGAGUCUUCAUGUUUGUCUCCAUUUGCAUCCUGACAGCUCUAGUUGCCCAAAGUUUGGGUUUGCUAAUUGGAGCAGCUAUGAGUAUAGAGACAGGCGUUUAUCUUGGGCCAAUUACUACAAUACCAAUUGUUUUAUUCUCAGGAUUCUUCGUCAAUUUUAAUGCCAUACCCGGCUAUUUAAGCUGGCUGACGUAUGUAAGUUAUGUUAGAUACGGAUUUGAAGGUGCCAUGUAUUCUGUAUAUGGAUUCGACAGACAGAAACUGAAGUGUUCUGAACCUUAUUGCCACUUUAGAAGUCCCAAGAAAUUCCUUAAAGAAAUGACUAUGGACCAAGCAGUGUUUUGGGUUGAUGCCGUUGCUUUAUUCGGACUAUUCAUAUUUUUAAGGUUGGUAGCUUAUUUAGUACUGAGGCUGAAGUUAAGAUCUAUUCGCUAA